This is a messenger RNA of Sparassis crispa, 1203 nucleotides long. RefSeq lists its product as hypothetical. Bases 1 to 1203 code for a protein of 400 amino acids. The record is from RefSeq and is a predicted model, not a curated record. Gene Ontology annotation, molecular function: protein binding. The transcript has 3 exons. NCBI's taxonomy places the organism in Eukaryota, Fungi, Basidiomycota, Agaricomycetes, Polyporales, Sparassidaceae.
AUGUCUGCGUCCGACUACUCUUCUUCUGAUCAUGAAGAGACCGAACAGUCUCUUGUGCGACACAGCGAUCUUUGGUUCGUGGACGGUUCGAUAGUUCUCAGAGCAGAGAACACGCUUUUUCGCGUCCACAUGUCGCAACUCUCCCGGAGAUCUGCCUUCUUCCGCGAUCUGUUCUCGUUACCGCAGCCCGCCACACGUCUCUUACCCUCUGUUGCGGAUUCAGACGCACUUGACGAACUGGACGUGUCCUCGCAAUCCACGAUGCUUGAGGGGUGUCCUGUUUUGCAUCUCCAGGACGCGGCAGAAGAUUUGAGCUGCACGCUGAAGGCGCUGUAUGAUGGCCCAAAUCUUGGGACGAACGACCGCGAAGACUUUCAGGUGGUUUCUGGCAUUCUCCGCAUUUCGACCAAAUAUAUCAUAGAUUCCUUACGCGCCAAGGCGCUAGAGCACCUGAGCAUUGCCUGGCCGUUGACUCUGAAGGGAUGGGACGCUCGCGAGGACCUCGCGCACGCAUACGAGCUAGAACACGCCUCGCAUCGCGGGCACUUAUAUCCUUCACCCAUCGCGGUAAUUAAUUUAGCGCGAGAGAUUGACGCCCCCGAACUGCUUCCCUCCGCCUUCUAUGACCUCUCGCGGUACCACUUCACGCAGAUAUUCGAGCCAGGUGAUGACGAGCCCCUUGGGCCCGCGUCGCUCUCCCUGUCGGACAUGCAGAAGCUCGCGCUCGGGAAAGAGGCAUCGCAACACGCUGUGACGGGCCUCAUCCAGAGCAUGGCGAGCGGGACGCACCGCGAGUCCGCCCUCCCGCCGCAUCUCGCGAUGGUGCACAACCGCCGGCGGUCCUCCGGCCAGAUAUGCGUGUCCGCGGGCGCGUGCCGCAAGGACUUUGCUGAGCUUGUUGACCUCGCGACGCAGCACUACCUGUUCGACCGCGAACGCGGCUGCUCGGAUCCGCUCUACGUCGCCGAGGAGCUAGGGCAGCUGAAGAGCGCAGAAUUCUCGGAAUGCAAGGCGUGCGCGAAGUCGCUUGAGGCGUGGGCCGCGCGGGAGAGGGAGCGCAUGUGGAAACUAAUACCCUCAUGGUUCCGCCUGGAUGCAUAUGGGUUAGGCUCGCGGACAAGAGAUGUGAGCUUGGAGCAUGAGCCUAAGGUGGAGCAGAGGCGUUCUGGACAGUCAUCGUUGCGCCUGAUUCCACGAAGAUAG